UAAAUCGGCAUAUGCAUAGCUUUCAUUCAAGUUUGAGGAGUAAACUCUGAAAACGGAUCGUAUUGAAACGGGGUUGCCGGCUGUGUGCCACUACCUGCUUCCCAUUCCUAGUUCCCGGUCUUUCCUUCCUCCAUCGCCCAAUUUAGGGUUCGCAGAGGUAUUACAUCAAUGGCAGAAGAUCUGGUGCUGGAUACUGCAAUCAGAGACUGGGUGCUGAUCCCUCUCUCCGUGGUUAUGGUUCUCAUUGGCGUGCUCCGUUAUUUUGUUUCGAAGCUUAUGCGCUCUUCCCAAACCCCUGAUGCCAAAAUUGUUAAAGAAGGGCAAGUGAUUCUUAGAGCUCGGAACUUACGGACCGGAGCAAAUUUUAUUCCCUCAAAGGCUUUUCGUGCUCGCAAAGUUUAUUAUUGUAACGAGGAAAAAGGUCUGUUGUUUGUUCCAAAGGGCCAAGCCCAGAAUCCACAAGCACAGAUGUUCUCUGAUCCAAACAUGGCCAUGGAUAUGAUGAAGAAAAACCUUUCAAUGAUCAUUCCUCAGACUCUUACUUUUGCUUGGGUGAACUUCUUCUUUUCUGGAUUUGUGGCAGCCAAGAUACCCUUUCCACUUACACAGAGGUUUAGGUCAAUGUUACAGAAUGGAAUAGACCUUAGCACAGUAGAUGUUAGCUAUGUCAGCAGUCGCUCUUGGUACUUCCUCAAUCUGUUUGGAUUAAGAGGAUUGUUUAGUCUCAUCUUGGGAGAAGAAAAUGCUGUAGAUGAUACACAAAGAAUGAUGCAAAUGGGUGGAUUUGGAUUUGAUCCUUCAAAGGGUCUAAGUGCUGAGAAAGACAAUCUUGACAUAACGCAGCAUGAAUGGGCAUUACCAAAUUUCGAGCAGCGUGCUGAAGCUGUGUUGAAGAAACUCAUCAAUUAAACAAUGUUAUGGAAGCUGUUUUUAACUGCUUGCGUUAGAAAGAUACACUGUUUUUGGUCUACGCGAUAGAAAGAUAAACUUUUGCAUUCUAUUGUUGCUGUUGGAGCUUUACCAGAUAUUGAAGAUCAUGUAGACUGUAGAGACAAUGAGUGUAAUCUUGAACCUGAACACCUUUUAAUUUAAUUAUAAAAAGUUGUCACGCUUUUGUGGAAA
This is a messenger RNA of Lotus japonicus, 1122 nucleotides long. RefSeq lists its product as uncharacterized. Bases 169 to 909 code for a protein of 246 amino acids. NCBI's taxonomy places the organism in Eukaryota, Viridiplantae, Streptophyta, Magnoliopsida, Fabales, Fabaceae. The transcript has 9 exons. Gene Ontology annotation, biological process: protein folding in endoplasmic reticulum. Gene Ontology annotation, cellular component: membrane; EMC complex. The record is from RefSeq and is a predicted model, not a curated record.